Messenger RNA from Amphibalanus amphitrite, 1598 nucleotides. Its product is annotated as tryptase-like. NCBI's taxonomy places the organism in Eukaryota, Metazoa, Arthropoda, Thecostraca, Balanomorpha, Balanidae. The coding region runs from base 6 to 1370 and encodes 454 amino acids. Gene Ontology annotation, biological process: proteolysis. The record is from RefSeq and is a predicted model, not a curated record. The transcript has a single exon. Gene Ontology annotation, molecular function: serine-type endopeptidase activity.
UCACAAUGGCUCUGCUGGUGUUCAUCUGUCUGACUGUCGGCAUCGCCGCCUCGGCCCUGCCGUCCUCUGCUGCCAGCGUACCUCUCCGGCAGGAACAACCGGCCGAGAAACAUGUCUGUCCGGAACUGGCGGGCGCGCCUGGCGCCCACAAGCUGAGUAGAGAGGCGAAACAUAUUUGCUUAUCGCAAGAGGACGUCAUCAUUCCGAAACCCAAAGCCGAUACGACGGCUGCUGCCUUCAAGCUUUGUGGAAAUCUAGAGGAUGAGUCGAAGACCUCCAGAUUAUCUCGUGGGAAAUACGUUCUUCAGUCACCCAACUAUCCUGUAAACUACUCAGCCAAGACCAACAUUUCCUGGAGCUUCACAGCUGAUGCAGGUAACAUCAUCAGCAUCGUCUGCUCCGACUUCGACGUUGAAGGCGUCAAUGGCUAUUGCAUGUAUGAUUGGCUGGAUAUCAACGGCAAACAUUUCUGCGGAAAGAAUGCCGCUGUCAGCGUAUCUGCAGAGUCACUCAACGUCCAGUUUAUAUCCGACAAGUCCGUGAACAAAAAGGGUUUUAACUGCAACAUCGUCGUCAUGGGCAUUCCUUCGCCGGGAGGUGACUCCGACGGCAACUGCACCUGCGGACAGGUCAACCGCGCGGUCCGCAUCGUCGGCGGCACGGAGACAGAGGAGAACGAGUACCCUUGGCAGGCGGGCGUGUGGCCCGAGUUCGGAGACCGCGUCUUCAUAUGUGGAGGCUCGGUCAUCAACAACAGGUACGUCCUGACGGCGGCCCAUUGCGUGGAAAAUAACCCAACCGAGGUGACGGUGAGGCUCGGCAACGUACGCCGAAACCCGACGUCCAGUGAGGAGGUCUUCAGAGUCUCCCUCAUCCUCGUCCACCCGCAGCGGAACGAAGAAACGUCCCUCUACGACUUCGCACUGUUGCAGCUGGACCGCCCGAUUUCGUUCAGCAGUCACAUCAGUCCCGUGUGCCUGCCGACCCCGGGGGAAACGUACGCGGGUCUCAUGGCAACCGCAACGGGGCUCGGCGAUCUGUCCAACAGCGGGCCGCUAGCCGAUGCUAUGAUGGAAGUCGACCUGCCCAUCCUGAGUCCCGAGGCCUGUGCGGCGUUCAUGGCUCGCGUGGGCCUCUCGUACGACGGCUCGGCGAUGGUGUGCGCCGGGGGCACGGCCGGAGAGGACACCUGUGCCGGGGACAGCGGCGGUCCGCUGGUGGUCGACGUCGGAGGCCGGUACGUCCUGGUCGGCGUCACGUCGUUCGGCGUGGGCGAGUGCGCCACGACUCGGCCGGCACUGUACGCGCGCGUCACCGGGGUGCUGGAGUGGAUCAGCGAGAACACGGCCGACAGCACCUACUGCUCCUAGACGUUCCUCGGACCGGACCGGCAGAGCGGGAUCGACCAGCUGAUCAGCAGACCGGGUGAAGUGGGUGCUUUUCUCUGCGUGGGAUACUGUUAUUACGGAAUGUCUUAGCUGAUAAUGUUUUGGGGGGACUACGUUAUAGGUACGUAUGUAUACCUAACUGAUAAGUAGGAAUGGUGUUUCUAAAGAAAUGUAGUCCAUUUAUCGGGGUCUAAUAUACUGUGAAGCAUU